Messenger RNA from Solea senegalensis (Senegalese sole), 1719 nucleotides. RefSeq names its product fibronectin type III domain containing 10 (gene fndc10). The record is from RefSeq and is a predicted model, not a curated record. The transcript has a single exon. Lineage: Eukaryota; Metazoa; Chordata; Actinopteri; Pleuronectiformes; Soleidae. Bases 519 to 1607 code for a protein of 362 amino acids.
UUGAUGACUCAUGUGGCGUUUUCCUUUUUUUGCCUUUUCUCCCACAAGUAGUCCUCUUCUGCACGCGCUCGCUCCCCAACCGCGCGCGCUCCUCCACGUGCACUCUCACACAGCGGGCAUCAUCAAACCCUUUACGUCAAUCAGACAGGAGGAAGAAGAAGGAGAAGGAAAAGAAGAGGAAGAAGAAGGCAAAUGAUGGCACGACAGUCGCGUCCAUCAUCAGCUCCCACCGAGACAAAUCAGUGCUGUUGUUUUUGACCAGAUGUCAGUGAGCGUGGAGCUGCACUGAUGUGACUUUACUUCCUCGCGCACACUCGUCCUGUGCAAGGUCAUCCUCGGAUCUGUGACUGACUGCGAGAACUCCGAGAUUAAAUGUCUUUGUUUUGUCGCAGAGGACAUGAACGCGGUGUCGAGUUUCGCACGGAUUUCGUCGAGCGCGCACUGACGCUGUGCGCUGAUCCUAUGGCAGACAUCACCAGUCCGCCUUGUGCCACUGUGAGAGAUUAAAUAGUCCGAUCAUGAGAGGAGGUGAAAUGAAGAGCCAGCAGCCAUCAGUGCUGGUCUUAACGGCUCUCCUGCUCUGCACAUUACACCAGACAACAGCAGCAGCUGCAGCAGCAGCUGGGUCGGGCAGAUCCCAUCACGGCAGGUCAGCAUCAUCAUCCUCAUCAUCAUCCACAGCAGCGUCCACUGCAGAGGUGAUGACAAGCAGAGACACUGUGGAGACACUCCACGGCUGGCUCAAACACACCAACACCACCACCAACAACUAUAAAAGUAGGACACCACCACCACCACCACCAAAGCUUGAAGAGGCACCAGAACAUGAGAGCAGCUUCUCUUUCAACACCAGCAGAGGAAAUGACACCACUGUGACACCUGAACGGUCUGGCACGAGCUGGAGCUCAGAGGAAGACGAGUCAUCAUCAUCACCACCACCAUCAUCAUCAUCAUCAUCACACUGUGCCUACAGAGUGUUUGAGGGAGGUAUCGGGGGCCAGCUGUGUUUUCGGAACACGCUGCCUGGGUACAAGUGUCACAAGGCCGACUGCAGGACAGUGGUGUCGCUGGGGAACCUGGUGGCCAAUAUUCUCAUCAAUGGCAGCGUACUGUUACAGUGGAGCCAUGAGGGCGGGUCCACGGUGGCCGCGCACGCUGUGAAGAGAGUGGCGAGAGCAGGGGACGCCGGGACGAAGACUCCGGGAUCAAACACUGUUUUCAGUAGCCCACACCGCAAGCGCGGAGGCUACGAGUUGAGCUGCUGGUGGAAUGGGAGCUUCACUCAGUUUGAAUGUGCCGGCGUCCAUCUUGGCUCCAGCUGCAGGGACUUCCUGCUGACCGAGCUGCACGAGAACAUCCCCUACCGGCUCUGCCUGCGCUCCCUGGCCUCCUCCGGUCCGGCCCAGAGUGCGGGCCGCCGGGACUGCGUGGAGUUCACGCUGCCACUGUCUGGGAUGCAGGACAUUGUGAUCGCCAUGACAACAGUGGGCGGAGCCAUUUGUGUGAUGCUGGUCAUCAUCUGUCUGCUCGUGGCCUACAUCACGGAGAACAUCAUGAGCCCGGCGACGCAGCACUCGUACUCGUACCGCACUCAUUCGUGUCACUAACGCACGCGACCGAUACAGCGAAAACUCUCGAUCAUAGUUGUCAUAGUUACCUAACAAUCAGCUACAUUAAAUAAUAUAUAUAUAUAUAUAUAUAUAUAUAUAUAUAUAUAUA